AGUUUCUGCAAAAUAAAUAUUUGGCGGAAAAACAACGAUAAAUAGAAAACCCAGCGUUGUUAGCCUUCCCAUUUAUUCUUUCUCUCUCCAUUCCUGUCUAUUUGCUCGUCGUCAAAGAUUGUAAGAUCUAUCUUUAUCCGGCGAUCAAUCCCUAAUUUGCUGAAGGAGAAGAAGAAGCAGAUCUUUCUCCCGACAACAGCUGAGGGUGGACAUAAUUGUGCUGAAGAGGAACUACUACGAGAGAAGCAAGUAAAGCGUUUGUUAUUUACUCGGUUGCUGAUUAUAAUUAUCCGCCACAAUCAAAGUUCUCAACUUUUAUUUUGAAUUAUUGAUGUUAUUUUCAUGUUAUAGGAAUCAUCUUCUAUUUUCCAAACAUGAAUGAAAGAGAUUUGUUGUGUAGCAGCCAACGGGUUCUUGAUUUUACAAAUGGACAACAAGAUCAAAAUCAUCUCCAUUCCGAGCCCUGCAUCCUUCUGGGAAGCACAUCUAAUUUCCCACGGUCACAUAUAAAUCAGGUGCUGCCUCCAUCUGGCAGUGUGAACAACUUCGAUCUCCACCAUAUACCUGAGCAUGUUGGUAGACCAGCUUUUUAUGGGAUGUCACAGUAUAAUCAGCCUAACCACCCUGCAGCAAAUCAUCCUAACUUCUUUAACGGGCACUUGGACCUUGCAUCUGGGGCUAGGGUGUUUCCAGUUCCACUUAACCAUGGAUUUGUGGACCAUUUACCAUCUUCAAGCAACUAUGGAGGCAAUGUGGGUCCUUUUAAUAAUGAUCAUGGAAGGUGCAAUUUGUCAGCAGAAGGUGUUAGGGAGUUAUGUAAGAGGAAAAGUUCAGAGGGCAUCCCAGGGAAUGUUCAGCAUUUUGGUGCUUCUGCAGGACCUAGUAGUUCUUCAGCUGCUCCUAUGACUGGCAGUCAUUAUGAUUCUGGGUCUGCUUCUAUUGAAUCAUCACUUCCCUUGCCAGAUUACAGAGGUAAUGGCUCUUCCCCAACAAUGGAGGUAGUAUCAGGAGCAAGACAUAGAUCUGGUGCUGUUGGGGCUCAUAUGGAUUCGGUUAUGGUGCAUAACUAUAAUAGUUUUAUGCUUCAAGGAAAUUACGGGGGACAAUCCUUUCAGCCAUCGAGUUCCUCAUGGUUGGACCAACAGUCAAUUAGUAAUACAAUUAGUAGUGCUGGGGGUUUAACGUGGAGUGGUCCUCCCAUGGUGCCUUAUUUUCAAGGGAGCAAUAUUCAUGGAGGUUCACCUGAGUUGGGAAAUGGUAACCAUGGCCCUGCAAAUUUCUUGCACUCACCACCCGUUGUUCAACAACACCACAAUCUACAUCCACCACAGAAUAUUCAAGGUGUGAGAGGGUAUGGUGCCGCUUGCUAUCCUCCUUUUCUAGCUGCUCCAAGUAGAGUUCCACCAAGUGAUGGAAUGCAUCAUGAUCUUUUGUCUAUAUCUCAAGAAAGCGCAGAACCAACAAAUCGGCCAACAGGCAUUAGAAUAUAUCGCUCCCAAGGAAGAAGCCUUGUGCACGAUGUAGCUUCCAGACGCCGUGAUCUUCCUCGCUUCAGGACUCUGCCAGUAGAUAGGGUUGCGAUUUUGGAAUUCCCAAACUUUUAUGAAGUAGACUAUGACGUUGAGAGCAUCAUUGAUCAUCAUAGGGAUAUGCGUUUGGACAUCGACAACAUGUCCUAUGAGGAGCUUCUUGCUUUGAGUGAACGGAUUGGCACAGUAAAUACUGGGCUCACGGAGAAAGACAUCAGAUGCCAUCUCAAAACAAGAAGAUACCAUUCUACUUCAGCUACUAUCAAUUUAGAGGAGUUGCCAUGUAGUGAUACAAACAACGAUUCAUGUAUUAUAUGCCAGGAUGAAUAUGAAGCCGAUGAGAAGCUGGGAACCCUAGAAUGCGGACAUGAAUACCAUUUAGAUUGCUUGAAGAAGUGGCUGCUCUUGAAGAAUGUGUGCCCCAUUUGUAAAUCGGUUGCCUUGGUUUCGAAACCUGAAGAUAAAUGAUGUUCAAAAUCGGUAUAUUAUGAUGAAGGAAGCAAAAAGCUUCACGUGCUUAUCAUCAAUAAUCAAUAACUAUAUAUUAAAAGACACACCAGGAAUGACAUGUGUGUCUCCUGUUGUGUUCUUAGAUUUUUUUUUUUCAUUUAAAAAAAAUGUAUAUUAAGGUAACUUCUAAAGGAUUCUUGCAUAUAUUUUGUUAAGAAAAUAUUGACAUAUUAUUAUAUGAUUUUUGCAUAUAUUAUGUUAAGAAAUAUUGACAGUGAUUUUGAGCUAA
This is a messenger RNA of Spinacia oleracea (spinach), 2268 nucleotides long. Its product is annotated as probable E3 ubiquitin-protein ligase ZFP1. Gene Ontology annotation, molecular function: ubiquitin protein ligase activity. Lineage: Eukaryota; Viridiplantae; Streptophyta; Magnoliopsida; Caryophyllales; Amaranthaceae. The transcript has 8 exons. Gene Ontology annotation, cellular component: nucleus. The record is from RefSeq and is a predicted model, not a curated record. Bases 375 to 1997 code for a protein of 540 amino acids.